AUGUUCCUUGCCGCCGUUGGCCAUCCUCGCUUCGAUAAAGCCCGCGUCACGUCGUUGGUCAAUGUCAAUGGAACUGUGUACCGUGACUUUGUGUUGAACAAAGUUGUCCCCGCGAUCAAGGCGGGAUUCCCAAGUGCGAACAAGCAUGUCUUGCUCCAGCAUGACAUCGCGACGCCACAUGCGAGCGUGACGGAUGCAGACCUGGCGAGUGUGUAUACCAACGACUGGACGUUUGCGAUGCGUCGGCAGCCACCUAACAGUCCGGAUUUUAAUGUACUGGAUCUUAGCUUUUUUGCCUCGAUCCAGUCGCUACAGUACAAGAAGAUAAGUCGGACGGUGAACGACGUGGUCCGUCACACCAUGGAUGCAUUGAGCGAACUGAACUACGAGAAGCUGGCCGACGUGUUCCUGACCUAUCAGCUUGUGAUGCGGUUGGUCAUUGAACACGAUGGCGACAACAAGUUUGCGUUGCCGCACCUCAAGAAAGCAGCCUUGAGGCGCGCUGGACUUCUCAUGUCGAAUGUUACUUGCCCUUGUGUCGCUGCUUUCGUAGGCUAG
This is a messenger RNA of Aphanomyces astaci, 558 nucleotides long. RefSeq lists its product as hypothetical. The transcript has 2 exons. The coding region runs from base 1 to 558 and encodes 185 amino acids. NCBI's taxonomy places the organism in Eukaryota, Oomycota, Saprolegniomycetes, Saprolegniales, Verrucalvaceae. The record is from RefSeq and is a predicted model, not a curated record. Gene Ontology annotation, molecular function: nucleic acid binding.